UAUUUCAGUUCAGUAUCAGCUCUUAAGCUGUGCAAUUUCUACAGUCGGAUGACGUGUUAUCAGCCAACACACUUCCUGUGUGAAAAGCUGUCAAUCUAAGCAUACACGUAUAUAUAUACAUACAGACGCACACAAAUGUGAAUCGAUACAUCCAGUGUGUUUCACUGGCAUAGGUUGAGCAUCACCUUCAGCAUGAAGCUCUUCUUCGUUGUCCUUCUCGGUGCCGGCGUCACCAUGGUUUCCGCCGUGGAGGGUUGCCUUAGCGACCAGGACCUGGAGCACCGAUUGCGGCUCAGCUGCACGGCGGUUGGUUUCAGCACCGUUCCCGCAGGUCUCCAACCUACGACCGAGGUUCUCUUGUUUCCCAGCAACCAGUUCUCCAGCCUGUCCUGGGAGUCCUUCCAGAUCUUUAGCAAGCUGCACGAGCUGGACCUGACGGCCAACCAGGUGGGUCAGGUGACGCCGAGGGCCGAGCCGCUUCUGCCUCACCUCAGCGUCCUCCGACUUGAACGCAACCGCCUCACGUCUCUGCCAGACAGGGCCUUCUCCGCCUGCCCUGCCCUAACAAAACUCUACCUAGGCAACAACACCAUCGAGUCUCUGAGCGACGACACGUUCGCCGGACUCAGCAAGUUGGAGAUCCUAGACCUGUCGUACAAUCGCAUCAGGGUUCUUCCGCCUCUCUUGCUCCGCCCCCUGGUUGCGAUAGAAACGCUCUACCUGGAAAGCAACCAGAUCAGCGAACUCUCAGACAAUUGGUUCAGCCCGAAGGAGGAAGUGCCCUACCUGUACCUCUCUGCCAACCCGUGGGCGUGUUUCUGCGAGCUGAUGUACCUACACACAUACAUAAAUGACUUCUUCUUCAACUUCUACGUGCGCGACAGCAAGACCAUCACCAGAGACCCCAAGAGUGUGGUGUGCCAUUCGCCUCAGCGGUCCAAAGGUCGAGCCAUCAUUGACUUGAACCUGGACGACUUGUGUCUGCCUACCACACUGCUACAGAUCACCCCCACCCCCCUGCAACUCAAAUCCAAUCUCAGGGUGACUGAGCGGCAGAAACAAAGUAAAGGCGGUGGAAGCGACGACAUCUGGCAACUGACCACUUCCGGUGCAUCUGACCGCUUUCCCACCACCACGACUGCAUCACAUCCUACAACUUCAACUCCACUUCCUGCCACUCUCUCAGUUGCAACGCCUGCAAGCUCUGAGGUCCCGGACAAGCGUGACGGUGCACCCCUCUGCCACGUGCCUGGUGCCGGUGUGUUUUGUGUGUGGUGGUUGGCUAGCAACAUGUGUUUGUGUGUGGUGAUGGCAGCAAGUACCGUCGUGACUCUGGUGAAACUGGUGGUCUGGUACAGGGGGGCAUCAGCCAUGCAAACACAAAAGGCACCAAAAAAAGAAGCAUUGCAGGGGAGUCUGGGGGGGAUCCCCCGGGCCCACGCAAAUAAUUUUUUUGAUUUUAACAUAAAUUAAGCAAUCCGGAAGACUCUGAAGAGUACAAUGAGGCAAAAUACACUAUUUUCUUCAAGCAGAAAAACAUGUGUUCACACCGCUCAAGUACAUGUUGAUGUACAAAUUUAAGAUUAAAAUUAAAUUUGCCUCA
Phyllopteryx taeniolatus (common seadragon) is the source of this 1603-nucleotide messenger RNA. Its product is annotated as SLIT and NTRK-like protein 5. Gene Ontology annotation, molecular function: protein binding. The record is from RefSeq and is a predicted model, not a curated record. The transcript is spliced from 6 exons. Bases 193 to 1473 code for a protein of 426 amino acids. Lineage: Eukaryota; Metazoa; Chordata; Actinopteri; Syngnathiformes; Syngnathidae. Gene Ontology annotation, cellular component: plasma membrane.